AUGGCGAGUUACGAGAGUGGAGAGACGAACAUAAGUCAGCAACCCCAAGGAAGUGUCCCCGCCAUGCGAAGCGUCCCCCUGGUGCAAGGACAGAACAAACACCACCCCAUUAACGGCACAGCGUACCAAUGCACCCGAGGAAGAAACACAAACGAUGAAAGGAAAACUUUGAACCCCAUGAGCAAAACGAAGAAUUCAAAUGUUCCCUUCACCAAGUUGCAUGGAAACAACAAGUAUCUAGGGGAGGGCAAGAACUACUACCUACCUGUUAACCAACCAGUGAGUGGACUGGUCAGUGCACCGGGUAGCGCACUGGUUAGUGUACCCGUUAACGCACCGUUGAGUAACCACCCCAAUCGGAUCCAAAUGAACAACAUCACUUAUUCGUUUAAUGACAAUGGAGAGUCGAGCCACAUGAACAAGUUCGGUUAUCACAAAGAGGGGAGGAGUAAAAACUGCAUGCUGGUCCCAGAUCCGAUGAUUCGCAAUGCAGCUAGAAGGUCUUCUUAUGGAGAGUACAAAAUGAGUGGCCCCAAAUUGACUAGCACCUAUCGCAACGACAGAAAUAGCUAUGCUGUGCUGAAUAGAGCGAACGAAUUGAAUUUCCCUCCAGGGUGUAAUAAUAAUGGUAUGGCCCCUUCCGAAAUGAUGCAGGAGAGUCCUCCUGGGUGUGGGGAGGAAAGGACUCUCGAGCAGAAGGUAGACAUGUCGAAUGAAGAAAAAAAGAACACAGAAGAAAUGCGCAUUCAUAAUAUUAUCACAAAGGAAGGCAAGCACAACCAAAUUUUUAAUCCAACAGUGGGGGGUAAACAAGGGGGAGGAGAGAUGCAGGGGUUGACACAGCGCACAGAACAGAUUCUGCUCAAUCCUGGUGAAGAUAUGCAAAAGGGAAAAGUAGAUCCCAUGUUUGACCACAGCAUCAAGCAGGUGGAAAUGGGAUCAUUCGCUUUGCAGAACAACAGCAAUUGUAACGCUCAUCGCGAUGAUUAUAACCAAGUGAAAUAUUUGGCCAAGCCCAUGACGCGAGAAAAAGGAAAUGUUGAUUUUACCACCAAAAGGAAAAACUACAGGAAUGGAGCUUAUAACAAUUUCUUCACCCCUUAUGAGCACAGACUAAAUCUGUUGAAGAAGAAAGAGCCCCCCCCCUCCUCCGCUCCCUUUGUAUGUUUCAACACAAAUUCGAAAGGAGACCAAUCCUUCGAGAAGCCACUUUAUGAAAAGCGUAGACAUGCAGUACCUCGUGGAAGUGGCCUACUACCCCAGGUUCAUAUUCCCCCACCACACAUUAAUGAUGUCGCACCAGUGGUGAAAUAUUCAGGGGAGACACUCUACAAUGGAGUGACCCCUGUAGGAACUUCUCUCCUUUGCACCCCCACAUUGUGCGCGUCUCCUCCACGACCAGAAGGACGUACCUCCUUAAUAGACUUAACAGCGAAGCGGCCAAGGGGCAGCAUCUUAAAUUCACUAGCCAAAGACAAAGAAGGAAGAAGACGGUUCUUACCCAAAUCGAACGAAUCUGUUGACAGCAACUGCUUCAUGUAUAACUCAAGCGAGUUGGGUAGUCUAUCCCCUGACAUGAGGACAUCUGCCAGUUUGAAUGUAUGCCUUAGUCUUGGUUUGAACAAGAAAAGUAAAAAGGGGCUGGGGUUGGAGGGGCUUCCCAAAAACACCAACAGUAUGAACCAUAAGGUUCAUCCAAUGACAGAUCUUUUUCUUUCGAACAAUGCUAAAGGAGGAAGCAGUAGGAAGAAAAAAGGAAGUAAAAGCUUCAGUUUAAAUUUGUGUAGUGCUUGUUUAAAUAUUGACGAUGGUAUAUAUUUGAAGCAGAUUAACGAAAUUAUUAACAGAAAUAUCAUUUUUUCAGAGGACGAUUUGCUAAUCAUGGACCAGUUGACCAAAUCUAGCAUUCACAACUCCUACAUCUUUAACAAUGUAAAAAGUGUUAGUAGCUUCCGCAAAGGAGGACUCAACUGGAUCGUUUAUAACAACCAUGGUGGGUACCCUUGUACAAAAACUCAAAAGCAGGUCACGAUCAACUAUGAUAAGGCAGAUACAGAGCAGCAGUGUGCACAUAUAGGAGGAGGGGGAGGAGGAGGAGAUAUAAAUGAUGGUGAAGGUACCUACGUAGAUUUGAUUAAGAAAAAUAUUUUCUGUACAAACAAGUACAUUAUAGAACCCACUAUUGAAAAUACUUGGCUGAAGAAAGUUUUGCUUAUCAUUAAGAAAGAGGAACUGGAUCUAGAUGCAUUUUUUUUUAAGCUCAAAUAUUAUUUUUACAAAUCAGUCUUAUUUUUAUACCAAGAGGGAAUCAAAUCCUACUUAGGAGAUGUGGCAAAUCAAAUGAAGAUUUAUAUAAACUACAACUUCUGGUCUGCAUCUGAGGUGGCUUUUAUCCUGAGACAACUCACUAACCUCUGUAGCAUACAAAUUGAAGUCAGAGUAAAGGGAGAAAUCGGGUGCGUCAUUUAUUUGAACAAUGAACCUAAAGGUUUCCAAGGCUUUGUAGACAGUCACAACUUAAAUGAUACCUUUACCAAAAAGGACUGGAUCUUGUUGCACAGAUUUGCCAUUAAAAUGAUGCAGUACAAGAAGGAGGGUAGUGAGGACCAGGGAAGGAGUGAGCCCCCUUCGCCAGCUCUUCUCGCCACUGCGACGGAGCAAAUGAACGAGGUGGAAGAAGAACAGGGGAAGGAGCGACAUAGCGAAAGUGGUAAUAUUCGAAGCAAUGACACGUGUGCCCCUCCCUGCGAAGAUGAGAACGAUGCCAAUUUGUCGGACGAACUGCUGAGUAGAGGUGACGGGGACAGGGACAGGGACAGGAACAGUUCUUCGCUUAACGUGGACUCCCCUUUUGGAGAGGACAAGUUGGUUAGCGGCGGGUAUAUGGAGCUGCUCUCUCCCGCUAGUGUGACCCUCGCCGCGGCGCUCAGCAAGACAAUUAGGGAAGAAGAGGUUAAGGAAGAGCCUACUGAAGCGAUUACCAACGUGGGUAGCAUCUCAAGUGGUAACCCUGCGCAAGGCAGAAGCGAAGACGGCAGUGAGUGCAUCUUCUGCUCACCCACCACCAAGAAACUCAAGUCCUACAUGUUCAACGGAGGAAGGUACGCUUUCGCAGCCAAACUAAAACACGAAAUUAAGCACUUCAAGUCCAAGCGAUUAGGAGAUAUUAUCCACCUAGUACAGCUAGCUAUACACAAAGGAAUAUUUGUUUAUUCACAAAGGAUUCUCCUCCCUGUCUCGGCAUGCGAAAAAAGUGCAGAAGAUUUGUAUCCUAAAAUAAAAAACUUUAACUAUGAGCUUUGUGAAACGUUAGGAGAGGUCAUGAGAAUUAUUUCCCUCCUGGUCGAUCACAAACCCAAUGGACUUGUCCUGGCACAACUAAAGCAACAAUUCAUUCUUCAAUUCAAGAAAGAGCUAAACAGCCUGCACUUCGGUUAUAAGAAGCUUCAAAAUCUCCUCCUAGCAGAACCCUUUAGUAAGCACUACAAAUUAUACAUCCCCAAUUGUAAUAUGCACCGCACGCACAUUCAGCAUAAGAAGUACAGGAUCCCUGACAAUUGCAGAAUUUUCCAAAAGGAGAGCAUCAACGUGGGGUCCUUUCUUGAGUUCAUCGACCAUCACGAGUUUGGUACCUACAACGUGGAGGAGGAGGAUGGCGACAUGGACGGUGAUAACGACGGCGAAGACGAGGAACAGGCAGAAGAAAUAACGCCUUUGGAGGAACAUACGAAUGUAACAACUCAGAUGAGCGCUCCACUACCCACACGAAACCACACAAAUGAGCUCCUUAACAGUGAAAAGGCGAGUGCCGCACCAGUCGACACAGAAAGUCAAACAGAACAAAACCAAGACAUUCAAAUGUAUGAAAAUUCUCAAGAGAGCCAAGAACACGGGAACACAACAGAGCAUGCAAUUAGCAAAAGGGGGAUACUCUCCAAUAAAGAGGACCAGACCUCCUCCCAGCAUUGUCGCCCCGUUUGCACCGAUGAGGUAGAGGCCUUCAACGUGCCACUCACAUGGCAAAUGAACAGAGAAACGACUAAACCAAGGGGAACCAAAAAAGGGGACCACCUCAGCUACAAGAAUUUGAUGAACCUCCCCUUGUUCAUUCGAGAAAGUAUACAAAUGACCCUGGAGAGCCAGGAGGAUGAUAGGUGUACAUAUUUGAACAUGUCACAUGCAGCGCAAUUUUUUACAGAUCAGGACGAGGGCUCCACAUUGGAAGAUUCAAAUUCAAAACAGAGGAACGACAUGUACCUUUCGAUGUUGUCACGAAUGGCAUAUGCAGCAGAGGAAGGAAACACAAAUAAUAAAGGGGAAGAAGCGCCAACAGAAGUUACUAAACACUCGUGCAAGGAGAAUGAAUGUGGAGGAGGAAGCAACGUACUGAGUAUGUUGUGUCGCAUGGACCUAGACGCGAAGGAUGCACACGCUGAAAAGUUGAGGGGGAUAAUGGAGAUUUUUGCAAGUACAAAACGUCAGCAUGAAAGACAUCCUACACAUGAGAACGAAAAUCAACAGGAUAACAUCUGGCACUACACACCAGUGUGUGAUGAUACGGAGAAGGAUAGCACCGUCGCAGCGACUUCAAAAAUGGUAACACUCCCCCCGCUACUCAACAUUUUCACCCUAAUUAAAAAAUACAAAAGGAAAAAAAAAAACUGCCAACUGUCCUUGGAACAAAGAAAUAACAACAGCGAUAUUUGGAGGAGCAAAAUUAGCGAGGAGGAUGUUCCUCAACAGCAUGAUGGUGAGGACAAGUCGAAUGAAACAAAGAUGGUCUCCCUAAAUAAUGAUCCAGGGUUGGGAAGUGGUCCGACAGAUGUCUCCUCAGGAUCACCAGGAAAUAAAUUUCUCCGCUUCAAGAAGGAUUCUAAAUUGUGUAAUUCCUCUCGCACUGGGGUAGAUAUGGAGGGAACAAAAGCUGUUAGACCGUUUGGCAAAAAUGGCUUUUACGAGAAGGGGGCUUUCACCAGUGCAGAUUAUGUUGCCAACACGAUGAGAGAAGAAGACAAUUCGGGUGAGUCCCAUUUUGACCUGAACAAAGUCAGGCAGAAUUAUUUCCAAUAUGUGAAAAAGAACCAAGGGGGUGGGAGUCUUUCUCCGAGCUACCAUUUGGGCAAAAGAGGGAAAAGCUUUAUUAAAGACUCUUCUUCGUCAGUGGCCCACGGAGGGGAAGUCGUUUCUCCCGCGCGUUCCACAAUGCAGUCCCCGCUGCUGCCGCCAAACUAUCUCCCCCCUUGCGCACCUACUAAUGUAAAGCAAAACGGGCAGCACACCCCAUACGACACACAACUUGGACGCUUCGACAGAGAGACAAACCAAAUGACCGAUUGUAAAAUUGUUCAAAAUAAUAUCCCUGGCGAAUGUUGCAACAUUUGGGAUGAUACUUCCCAGACAGGAAAAAAUGCAAAGGGGCAGCUGUACAGGCCACCCCAAGGGGGCGAGGAAAAUACCCCCUGUGGAGACUAUUGCCAAUCGAGUGACCUAAACUUGUGUGAACCGAUGCGGUUAGAGGCAGAUAAUGGGUACACCAUAAAUGAGAAGACCUCACACGGAGUGCCCCCAAUGGGGAGCAGCGUCGACAAGAAGUGUAGUCCACCAGAGGGAACACGUGAAGAGCACCUGUGCAUGGGAGGCCAAAACCCGCAUUUUUAUAAUUAUAAUUUCACCCAGGGGAAGAAUACGAACAUGCACAGUGGGGAGAACAAACCUUGGGGUACAGAACUGUCGAGCAGCCCAGAUAGCAACAUGAACGUCAGUAAAAAUGCGCAAGCAGAUGGGGACACAUGCAUUUACGCUGCCCCACACAAACUCGCUGAGGGGUUGGUACCUUUUAAAAGCCACGUCGCUAACCAAAGCGGAAAAAGUUUCCAAGGCGAACAAGUGGAAGAAGGACUCUCUGUUGAUACGGCCCCCUGGGGAAAAAAUGCCGAUCUGUUGGGACCUCCACAACGUAGCACGAACAAUCUGAUCAGCGAACAGGUGCAAAACACAAAAGAUAAAAACUCGCAGAAUGACUCAUUAAAGCAUGCCAAUGGUAAUGUGUAUCAUGUGGAGGGAGAAAAUGGAUUCCCAAGUAGUGGUGCCCUCUCGAGUGAGAAAGCACCGGCACACCAGGCAGGAGGCGACAUACACGAUGCGAUCAAUUGUACAUACUUAAAAAAAACGAACUUCAUAAAUUGUGACCUAAACAGAGUGGGAGGAAACACAGACAAUAAUAGUAACUCUACUACCACUACAACUACGACUGUUGCAAAUAACAUCAACGGGGGGAGCAACAAUUCUGGCCACAGCGACUCUGUUGUGGAUUACCACAGUGGAGACAGCAACACACAGGAGAGAGACACCACGGAUAGAAGUGAAAACGACUGCUAUGCUCAGAGCGCGAACCAGGUGGGCCAAGAAAAAAGUGUUGGCGCAAGUGCUGAAGUGAAGACGGAUGGGCUGCUUCCUCACCUAAGCGGCCACGUGGAAGAAUCAAACAAAGGGUUAAACAAGCAACUCACUUACCGCCUCAACAGUGACGAGGUACAGAAUUUAGGGGGAAAUAACACAGGAGACACUCCCGCCAAUAGUGUUACGCAGAGUGGGUAUACCCACCAGUACACUCGGCAGUAUGUUCACCAGCAAAACUACCCCCCGAGUGACAAAAAGAGAGGUACAUAUACGUGCAACGAUAAGGAGAUCGACCAAGGGAAGAGGCAGUACAACCCCUUCGAAAGCAGGAACUCAUUCACGCGUGCCACUGCGUCUUAUAGGGGAGGCCCCAACAACCUCCGGGAUGGAUACAAAAGGGAAAAUGACAUGAAGAAAAAUUUUUUUAAAAAAAACGAAAUUGAAAGCAAUCCACAAAUGACAGACAUUUUAAACAUCAACAAUCAUGCCAAAGGAGGAGAAGGCCUCUUUUUCUCCCCCCAAAAUGAGGGCAAGAAUUUUCGAAACGUUAUUACUAACAUGAGCACGAUAAGACAAGAAAAGUUACAGACCCCAAAUGGCAGCAGCUUUCAUUAUAGAAAUGACAAAAACGAACAUGCUUUUAAGAGCAGGAGCAUACUUAAAAGGAAUAAAUAUGUUGACCCCAAUGCGGGGUUCAAUCAGGACAGGAAGAAGAAUAACCAUCAGAUUCCUAACCCCGUGGAGAAGGGAUACCAACAGAGGGAGAGAGAAGCAGGAACAGAGGCAGAAACGGGAACAGAUGGAGAAAGGCAAAGACGCACAUCUAACAGCAGAUACGCAAAGGUGGACAAAAUGGACAACCCUGUGACCUACAUGGGAAGAACUCCUGACACGCUGCUCCACAAACACAACGGAGACCCAAAGAAUAAUUUUCUCCAAAGCAGUUAUUUUCCGUACCAACAAAAUAAAAAAAACGGAUUCAUCAAAUACGGAGAUGUAGAAACGUCCUAUGGAAACCACAAGGAGGUGAAGAAACCACAGUUCAGGAAAUUUUUCAAUUGCGCAGCAGACACGGGAACAUCAAUGACCAAUGAAGGCACUGCCAACUUUGGAAAAAUUUGCAAAAUUAGGAACAUUUAUAUGGACCAAUUUCCCCGAAAAUAUUUCCCUGGAGAAACAAACAAGUUUUGUAAUGCUAAUUUAAAUUACUCAUACCAAAAUAAGAGCAACGUCGAUUUGCCUCCUGCUUCAAACGAGUACGUGAAGUUUUCGUCCCUGGUCAAGGGGAAGACUAGAAUAAAUGCGGACCCGAGCUUUGUGGAAAAUGGGGCGUUCAAAGUGGGGGUCCCAAUGCAGGACCAAGUGAGGGACCAAGCUUCCCUCGGUGAAGUUUAG
Plasmodium fragile is the source of this 7794-nucleotide messenger RNA. RefSeq lists its product as uncharacterized. Bases 1 to 7794 code for a protein of 2597 amino acids. The record is from RefSeq and is a predicted model, not a curated record. The transcript has a single exon. Lineage: Eukaryota; Apicomplexa; Aconoidasida; Haemosporida; Plasmodiidae.